Eutrema salsugineum is the source of this 690-nucleotide messenger RNA. Its product is annotated as ubiquitin-conjugating enzyme E2 28-like. The transcript has 4 exons. The record is from RefSeq and is a predicted model, not a curated record. Bases 130 to 690 code for a protein of 186 amino acids. Lineage: Eukaryota; Viridiplantae; Streptophyta; Magnoliopsida; Brassicales; Brassicaceae.
GUUUUUUUAUUUUCUCUCUUCCUCUCCUACGGCGAUUCUCGUCGCCUCCGUCAAAUCCGUCGAAACCGUCGAUUUUUGCCGGUGUAGUGGACAACCGAGGGUUGGGUUUCCGUGAUUAUUGUCGAGAUAAUGCCAAACUACAACAGCGGUUCAUCGGAAGAGGAGGUCCCAUACUGGGAGAGAGCCAUGACGAUGCAUAAAAAGAAAAUUGAGAGGGUUAAGAGCCCACUCUACAGUACAUGCCCCGUUAAUGGAAAUAUGUUUUAUUGGGAGGCUGUGGUUUUCGGACCAGCAGGAUCGCCUUACGAGAACGGAGUCUUCAAAAUCGGCAUGCACUUUCCUCCAGAAUAUCCGUUCAAGCCACCCAAGGUCUUCUUCAGAACCAAAAUUUUUUACCCCAACGUAGGAGAUCGUGGACAUAUCUUCCUUAGGAUGCUGACUAACGACUACUUCUCGCUCAUUUACACCAUCAAUCAGAUUUUCAUUAAACUUCAUGAGAUGCUGACAAACCCAGAAAUAGGUGAGGGGGACUACUAUGAUGAAGACAAAACGAAGCUGUACAAGGAAGACAAGGCGGGGUUCGAUGAAACUGCUCGAGAAUGUACUUUGGAGCAUGCUGGGGCUUCAAAACAAAUUCCCUCUAUCUUUAUCUUAUGUUCUGUUGUUAUCCAAACUCUAAUUAAGUUUUAA